This is a messenger RNA of Neopsephotus bourkii (Bourke's parrot), 2522 nucleotides long. RefSeq names its product NOC2 like nucleolar associated transcriptional repressor (gene NOC2L). Gene Ontology annotation, cellular component: nucleoplasm; nucleolus; Noc1p-Noc2p complex. Lineage: Eukaryota; Metazoa; Chordata; Aves; Psittaciformes; Psittacidae. The coding region runs from base 47 to 2245 and encodes 732 amino acids. The record is from RefSeq and is a predicted model, not a curated record. Gene Ontology annotation, molecular function: transcription corepressor activity; histone binding. Gene Ontology annotation, biological process: ribosomal large subunit biogenesis; negative regulation of transcription by RNA polymerase II. The transcript is spliced from 19 exons.
GUGCUGGGAGCGGAAGCGGCGGCCGCGUUGGAGUCAGGCGGGUGGCAUGGCGGCGGCCGGCAAGAGGAGCCUGGCGGAGCUGAGCCUGGACGAGUUCCUCGCUGCCGGUUCCGAGUCGGAGCCUGACGGUGCUUGGGAGGAGGAGGAGGAGGAGGAGGAAGCCAGGCCCGGUAAAGGGGCUGCGGCGGAGCGGCGGCUGAAUGGGAAGGCGAGGCCGGCGGGGGAGGCCCGGCCGGCUCCGAGGAAGAAGGGGAAAGCAUCUGAACACAAAGACCAGCUCUCCCGGCUGAAGGACAGAGAUCCUGAAUUUUAUAAGUUCUUGGAGGAAAACGAUCGCGACUUGCUGAAUUUUGAUGCCUCAGACAGCUCGGAUGAGGAGGAGGAGAGGGUGCAUGUACCACCUGAUAAACUGGAGGUAGCAAGUGAUGAAGAAGAGGAAGAUGAUGAACAACAGGCAAAAGUCAAACGGAAAAGACCUUUUAUCCCUGUGAGCUUGAAAAUGGUUGAAGAAUGGAAAAGAGCUGCAGAGAGAAACCUAACACCAAAACUGUUCCAUGCAAUCACUCAAGCCUUUAAAGCAGCUGUAGCAACCACCAAAGGAGAUGAUGGUGAGGCUGAUCCCAGCAAGUUUCAAGUCACUGAUGCUGCAGUGUUCAAUGCCCUUGUGUCCUUCUGCAUCCGGGACCUCUUCCAUUACCUGCAGAAGCUGCUUUUUCCAAAACCCCCAAAGAAUAAGCACAAACUGAUCCUUCCUUCCACCAGCCCACUUUGGAGCAAGCUGCGACUGGAUGUGAAAGUGUACCUUGGCUGUAGCAUACAACUCCUGUCUUGUUUAACAGAAGCCUCAGUUGGUGCAGCAGUCCUUCAGCAUGUCAAUUCCAUAGUGCCUUACUUCUUGUCCUUUCCAAAGCAGUGCCGUGCGCUUCUCAAGCAAGCAAUUAGUUUGUGGAGCACAGGGGAGGAAACAGUGAGAGUCCUGGCCUUCCUUGUGCUGAACAAGGUCUGCCGCUACAAGAAAGAGCUGUACCUGAGUCCCUUGCUCAAGCAAAUGUACAUUGCCUUUGUGAAGAAUUCCAGAUUCACCUCUCCCAAUGUCCUGCCCAUGAUCAACUUCAUGCAGCGCACACUGACAGAGAUGUAUGCCCUGGACACACACACCUCUUACCAGCAUGCCUUCAUCUAUAUCCGUCAGCUCGCCAUUCACCUGCGCAGUGCAAUGACCAUAAAGAAGAAGGAGAACUUCCAGUCUGUCUAUAACUGGCAGUAUAUCCACUGCCUGUACUUCUGGUGCCGGGUUCUGAGCACGAUCUACCCCAGUGAGGUCAUGGAGCCAUUGAUCUAUCCUUUGACACAGGUCAUCAUUGGCUGCAUAAAGCUGGUACCAACAUCUCGAUUCUACCCCCUGCGCAUGCACUGCAUCCGUGCACUUACAUUAUUGUCCGAGAACACCAGGACCUUCAUCCCAGUGUUGCCAUUUAUCCUGGAGGUUUUCCAACAAGUGGAUUUCAACAAGAAGCCAGGACGUAUUAGUGUUAAGCCUAUAAACUUUGCAGUGAUCUUGAAGCUUUCCAAUGCCAACCUGCAGGAGAAGGCCUAUCGAGAUGGACUCAUUGACCAGCUCUAUGACCUGAUGCUUGAGUAUCUUCAUUGCCAAGCCUACAGCAUUGGAUUCCCAGAGUUGGUUCUCCCUACUAUCAUUCAGCUAAAAUCCUUCCUGAAGGAGUGCAAGAUUGCCAACUACUGCAAGCCUAUCCGACAGCUCCUGGAGAAACUGCAGGAAAACUCUGCCUACAUCUCCAGCAGGCGUCAGAAAGCUGCCUUUGGCGUGGCCAGCAAGGAGGCUGUGGAACAAUGGGAGAAGCAAGUCAAAGAGGAGGGGACACCUCUGAGCAAGUAUUACACUCAGUGGAAGAAGCUGAGAGAGAAGGAGAUACAACUGGAAAUAAGUGGCAAAGAAAGGCUUGAAGACUUGAACUUCCCAGAAAUCAAACGUAAGAAGCAAAAUGAAAGCAAGGAGGAAGAUAAGAAGGAAUUCAAGGACCUCUUUGAGCUGGACAGUGAUUCUGAUGAGGAGAAAGAUGGAUUCCCUAUAAAAGGUAAAGGCAAAGCCAAGCAGGCCUCAGAUGACAGUUCAGAAGAGGGCAGCGAGGAGUAUGGCGAGGAUGAUGAUGAUGAAGAAGGAAGGUAUGAGAUCGAGGAGGACGAGGAGGAACUGGACGACGACAGUGGCUCGGAUGGUGAGUAGAGCAAGGAAGGCGCCCGCGUUCCGCAGGGAUCCCAGCCGAGGAGCCGCACGGGUGGGAUGUCCCGAGCUGACCUGGAGCUGCUGGCGCAGGGAGACGAGGACCUUGUGGAGGACUUGGCCUUCUCUGACGAUGACUGAGCCCCCUCCGAGCUGCUGGUACCGCAGCACCCAUCCUGCAGCACCCACAGCCGGGUCCUGGAGCCAUGGUGAGAGCUGGGGGGGCAGCCCUGGGUGCCACCAAGGACUCGGCAGAGGCGCUGCUUGGACUUCAGAGCUG